ACGCAACAGAUUAUUUGGAACGGUGACUCAACUGUUCGGCAAACUAGCCAAAUAGCUCGUUUUUAUUUACUGAAAAUGACUCGCCGGCUAGUAAUGUUGGCUAGCUGUAGGCUAAUUUACCAAAGGAGCGUUUAUCUAUCGUUAGCUGGCUAUGUUGGCUAGCCAACGAACGUACCUGGUAAAACUGGAUGUUAGUAAGCUUGGUGAUACUCAGAGUGGAAGCUUCACCUCCUCGUCCUCAGACAUGUCAGGCCCGGUCCCCAGUCGAUCCCGCGUCUACCCUGAUGUAAACACACAGAGACCAAGGGAGUACUGGGACUAUGAGUCACAUGUGGUUGAAUGGGGGAAUCAAGACGACUACCAGCUGGUGCGAAAACUCGGCAGAGGCAAAUACAGUGAAGUGUUUGAAGCCAUAAAUAUCACAAACAACGAGAAAGUAGUCGUCAAAAUACUCAAGCCAGUAAAAAAGAAGAAAAUCAAGCGAGAGAUUAAGAUUCUGGAAAAUCUGCGAGGCGGCCCCAACAUCAUCACACUUCUAGACAUUGUUAAGGACCCUGUGUCACGGACGCCAGCACUAGUUUUUGAACAUGUCAACAACACAGACUUCAAACAAUUAUAUCAGACGUUAUCAGACUACGACAUUCGGUUCUACAUGUACGAAAUCUUAAAGGCGCUCGACUACUGCCACAGCAUGGGGAUCAUGCACAGAGAUGUCAAACCGCACAACGUAAUGAUCGACCAUGAACACAGAAAGCUUCGUCUGAUAGACUGGGGCUUAGCAGAGUUCUACCACCCCAGCCAAGAGUACAAUGUUCGAGUCGCAUCCAGGUACUUCAAGGGACCUGAACUGCUGGUAGACUACCAGAUGUAUGACUACAGUUUAGACAUGUGGAGUUUAGGUUGCAUGCUGGCCAGUAUGAUCUUCAGGAAGGAACCUUUCUUCCACGGGCACGACAACUAUGAUCAACUUGUACGAAUCGCUAAAGUACUGGGCACAGAAGACCUUUACGACUACAUCGACAAGUACAACAUUGAAUUGGACCCCCGGUUCAAUGACAUUUUGGGAAGGCACUCUCGGAAGCGGUGGGAGCGAUUCGUGCACAGUGAGAACCAGCACCUGGUCAGCACCGAGGCCUUAGACUUCCUGGACAAACUUCUGCGCUAUGACCACCAGGCCCGGCUCACUGCCAGAGAAGCCAUGGAGCACCCCUACUUCUACCCCAUUGUGAAGGACCAGGGGAGGCUCAGCUCGUCCUCAGGACUGUCCACUGCCAACACCCCCGUCAGCUCCUCCAGCAUGAUGGCGGGUAUUACAUCCAUGUCUGCAACUCAGCCCAUCGGCAACAUGGCCGGGUCACCAAUCAUCUCCUCUCCCAACACACUGGCCACACAAGUCCCAGCAGCCACUGGAGCGCAGCCCUGAACUCAACCUCUCGGACCCUCCCCGCUCUUCCCCCCCCCCCCCCCCUACAGAUUUGGGACAGGCCUGGCAGGCAGGCCCGCCCGCCUGGGCACUGUUUUUAUUUUUAUUAUGUUGACCGUAACGAAACCGCAACAAAAAAUAAAAAAAUUAGGUUCCGUUUUUUUUCUUUCCUCCUCUUUUAUUUCCUGUUCAAUAAUUAUAUAUUGAGGUCCGGACACAUGACAGAAAUGUUGUUGGCUUGUGUGCCUGGAUGAAGUGUUGAGAUGUAGCUGCGUUCUCAUGAUGACUGUGUCUAGAAAUGCAUCUACAAUGUAGAAAAUUCAGAAGAAAAUGGAUAAUAAAAUUAUUUUAUAUGUCCCUAAAAGUACAUUCUGGUGUGAAGCGGUUUUAUAAGGAUGUUUUUUUAUGUUUUCCUGUUUGAUUUUCUAAUUCCCUUUGACUCUCACAAAACCCAUUCACAUAGAUGGUGCUACACUACUCCAUUUGGCAGUUUUUUUUUUUGUUUUGUUUUUUUUUUCCUCCCCUUGUAGUUUCACAUUCCAUGUAGUUUAUUGGUCAGGAUCUGUUGUGAUUUUCACUAGGUCACCAGUUUUAGGUAUAUUGGUAUUUCUGAAUUGGAGUAAUUUUUUUUUUUUUUCUUUAAUAUAAAUCAGGUACCCACGAGAAACAUACUUCUGUAUAAUCACAAAAGCAUGGAGUUCUCUGUGCUCGACAGAAGGUAGGGUGCCAUGGUCAAUGUAUAUUUUUCUAGUAAAUUUUAAUGUGUGACAUUGUUAUUACUGUAAACCACACCAGUUUUCACCUAUGGAAUAAAGCUUAGUCACAGUGCAGACUACUGUCCUGGCCAUGUUAGCAGCCAGAUUUCAGUGGUCUUAAUUUGAACCUCAAAAGGUUUUCAGAUAUUUGAAAGUUUCUGGAAAUGUACACUUUGUUCUGUAAUGAUCAAAUACUGUUAAUUUACUGAUUUACAACGGGUGUGUUGGAAUUUAGUAUGUUUGUGUAUAUAUUUAUAGGUGCAGUAUCUUCUGUCUAGGACAGGCUUACAGAUCUAAAAUGGAAUGGUUUGUGAAAGGUCAGUUUUAUAUAGUUUGUUUUAUAAACCACCUUCAUAAGAAAAUACAUUGAUUCAAUUGCA
Molecule: messenger RNA, 2558 nt
Organism: Conger conger (European conger)
Lineage: Eukaryota; Metazoa; Chordata; Actinopteri; Anguilliformes; Congridae
Gene: csnk2a1
Product: casein kinase 2, alpha 1 polypeptide
Exons: 13
Coding region: 152-1423 (423 amino acids)
Biological process (GO): protein phosphorylation
Cellular component (GO): cytosol; nucleus; protein kinase CK2 complex
Molecular function (GO): ATP binding; protein serine/threonine kinase activity
Source: RefSeq, a predicted model, not a curated record